GUGCCGUCAGAUCGAGUCCAGACUAGACGCAGAGCGGACGUGCUUCUCCUGCAGAGAGAGGAAACCGACACCCACCGACUACACCGUGCCUGAAGCCGCGUCGCGCCUUUCUUCCUCCCCGAACCAACCAAACUCUGAAUUCACAUUAAAUAUGUCUAAUAUCGUUUGUUGUCAAACGCCUCAGGUUAUAAUGUAUGACAAACACAGAAUAAGUACAACUCUAUAGCCAACGGGAUCCUGAGGACUUGAUUACAGUCGCUUCAAGCCUGAUAGUUUGUCCUUGCGGCUGCUCCCCCUCUCCCUUCUGCUCAAGCCGGGUUUGGUCAACUGGCAUUUCUUCUAACAACUUCCCCAUCCCUCUCCUCGGGCGAAGAAGACUUGGAAAUCUUCUGUGAUCUCGGUCUGCUUUGCCUGUUGCCUACGUUUAAGUUCCUGUUCUACUCAUCAGUGGCACUUCCCUGGAUUUACAUUAUACUCCCAUUAGACAAACCUUCAAAAUUCAAAACAAGAUGAUUCCAAACGGCUAUUUGAUCUUUGAGGAUGAGAGUUUCCUGGAUUCCACCGUGGCCAAAAUGAACGCUCUGAGAAAGAGUGGCCAGUUCUGCGAUGUUAGACUGCAGGUGUGUGGUCAUGAGCUGAUGGCUCACCGUGCUGUUCUCGCCUGCUGCAGUCCCUACCUGUUUGAGAUCUUUAACAGUGACAACGAGCCUCACGGAGUCUCGCAUGUUACUUUUGAGGACUUGGACCCGGAGGCUGUAGAGAUCUUGCUCAACUAUGCCUACACUGCCCAGCUUAAGGCAGAUAAGGAACUGGUCAAGGAAGUUUACUCUGCUGCCAAAAGGUUCAAGAUGGAACGAGUGAAACAGAUAUGUGGCGACUACCUGCUGUCUAAAAUGGAUUCCCAGAAUGCCAUCUCUUUCCGAAACUUUGCCAGCUCUAUGGGAGAUGCGAGAGUUUUGGCCAAGGUGGAUGUUUUUAUCCAGGACCAUCUACUGGAAGUGUCCGAACAGGAGGACUUCCUCAAACUUCCCCGCCUUAAGUUAGAAGUAAUGCUAGAAGACAACCUGACUCUGCCCAGCAACGGCAAGCUCUACUCAAAGGUGCUCAACUGGGUGCAGCGUAGCCUUUGGGAGAACGGAGACCAACUGGAACGUCUUAUGGAGGAGGUGCAAACGCUGUACUACUCACCUGACCAUAAGCUGGUGGAUGGAGGGCUGGUGAUAGAGGGGCACAGUGAGGUGUUUGGUGGCGAGGAGGACCACCUUCAGUUUGUGCAGAAAAAACCUGUGCGAGAGAGUACCCAGAGACAGAUGAGCUGCAGCUCCUCAGGAAGCCUGUCGCCCUCCAACCAAGCAGCUAAUGCCCCCAAACAGACGGCAAGGAGAGAAUGGAAGUACAUCGCCUCUGAGAAGACCACAAACAACACCUACCUGUGUCUGGCUGUGCUGGAUGGCGUGUUGUGUGUGAUCUUCUUGCACGGCCGCAGCAGCCCUCAGACUUCUCCCUCUGCCACCCCCUGCCUGAUGAAGAGCCUCAGCUUCGAGGCCCAGCCCGAGGAGCUCGAGGAGCAACCGCUGUCACCCAUGCAUUACGCUCGCUCUGGCCUGGGCACGGCGUCUCUGAACGGAAGACUCAUCGCAGCAGGAGGCUACAACAGAGAGGAGUGUCUGAGGACUGUGGAGUGUUACGACCCCAAAGAGGACCGCUGGACCUUCAUCGCUCCCAUGCGGACUCCGAGGGCUCGAUUCCAGAUGGCCGUGCUCAUGGGUCAGCUGUACGUGAUUGGAGGCUCAAAUGGACAUUCUGAUGAGCUGAGCUGUGGGGAGAGGUACGAUCCACAGGCCGAUGAGUGGGCUCAAGUGCCAGAGCUCAGGACCAACCGCUGCAACGCAGGAGUCUGCUCAUUAAACAACAAACUGUAUGUGGUGGGAGGCUCGGACCCCUGCGGGCAGAAGGGCCUGAAGAACUGUGACGCUUUUGACCCGGUGACCAAAACGUGGUCCAACUGUGCCUCCCUUAACAUCAGGAGGCACCAGGCUGCGGUUUGUGAGUUGGAAGGCUUCAUGUACGUGAUUGGAGGGGCGGAGUCGUGGAACUGCCUGAACACUGUGGAACGCUACAACCCAGAAAACAACACCUGGACCCUGAUCGCCCCCAUGAACGUGGCUCGCAGGGGGGCCGCCGUUGCUAUACACGAAGGCAAAAUGUUUGUCGUCGGCGGUUUCGACGGCUCUCACGCGCUCCGCUGCGUGGAGAUGUACGACCCCUCCCGCAACGAGUGGAGAAUGCUGGGCAGCAUGACGUCAUCGCGCAGCAACGCCGGGGUGGCCAUGCUGGGGGAGAACAUCUACGCUGUGGGCGGCUUCGACGGGAACGAGUUCCUCAACACGAUGGAGGUGUACAACCCCGAUACAGACGAGUGGAACGACUGCACCCAGACCCUGACUCCCCUCUCCGACUGAGGAGGGGAGAGACAGGCAGACGGGUUGGGGGGGGGGGGGGAGGGGAGUUUCACAGUGCUUCACCUUUUUCCAAACUAACAGGCUUAGUGACGUAAUCGUGUUUCGUGAUGUUCUGUGUGUAUGAGCGGAUACGUGUGGGGGGGAGGGGAGGGGGGGGGAUGAGGGGUCUUCAGUGAAGACUGGCUUAUAUUUGGCGUGCGGGGAUGAAUUGGGUUGCCCAAAAGCGACAUUGACGCCUUUGCAAAUUGCAUACGUUUGUGUGAUGUUGUACAUAUUUUGUUUCUUCCUCAUUUUUUGUCAUCUGCCAACAUUUACUACACACUUAGUGCUUUUCUUUUUCCUCCUAGAGUUGAAGGUUUGUCACUUUGUCGAGGGGGUUUUCAGAUGAGCUAGCUAUCAGUGGUCACUUGGAAGGUAGCAGGAUGGAGUGGUUACAAACUGACUUGAAGAUUCAAAGUUAUAUUUAAAGAGUAUUUCUGUGGUGGAAAUGUUUUCCUCACAUAUUUAAAAGGUCAGCGGUUUGAAGCCUUAGUGAUGAGUGCGAGUUGAUUAAAAACACCUGUCAUGGCUUUUUGUGUCAUUUUUAAAACAAGCUGGAAUUGCUUUUUUUGAAUCUUAAACAAUGGCCUUUUUUAUAUUUUUUAUACACUGCUGAUUUACCGAAAGAAGAAAACAAAAGUAGUAGCAGACGGCUUCGGUCAGUGAAUCUAACCAGUGCCAGUUUUUAGUUACGUUUUUGUGCACACACACACUACACACACAUGCACAACCAUGCUUCUGCUAACCAAACUUUUUUGUUAUUGUGAUUCAACUAAUUGAUGUAUGUAGAGAUGCAGUUUACUGAAGAUCCUUUUUUUCUUUUUAGUGUUUUAAAGUGUCGGGCAUUGGCAGAUUCUUCUGGAAGGAAUGUUAAGAGUGAGAAAAAUAUCACAUUUGUAACAUUUCUUAAUUAAUAAAUCAUUUAAAUCUA
Messenger RNA from Labrus bergylta (ballan wrasse), 3432 nucleotides. It is a transcript of the gene ivns1abpa, whose product is annotated as influenza virus NS1A binding protein a. NCBI's taxonomy places the organism in Eukaryota, Metazoa, Chordata, Actinopteri, Labriformes, Labridae. Gene Ontology annotation, molecular function: protein binding. The record is from RefSeq and is a predicted model, not a curated record.